AUGCGUCUGAUCAACACAAAUACGUUCAAACUGGAGGAGUUCUCAGAGGGUAGCAUUCCUCCCUAUGCUAUCCUGUCACACACUUGGGGAAAAGAUUCAGAAGAGCUCUCUUUCCGUGAAAUGGAAAAUGGAAAAAUCGGCACACUUGACCCAGGGAUUACUAAAUUACAAGGGUGUUGCCAACAAGCCGUGAAAGACGGUUUGGGGUAUGCUUGGAUUGACACCUGCUGCAUCGAUAAAACCAACCUAGUGGAGCUCAGCGAAGCUAUAAACUCCAUGUUUCGAUGGUACAAUCGCGCGUCUGUCUGCUAUGCCUACUUGUCCGACGUUCCUGGUGGUGAUGAUCCCUCGAAGCUUGGAUCCAAAUUCCGGACAAGCCGAUGGUUUCAGAGAGGGUGGACAUUACAAGAGCUUCUUGCCCCAAAACACUUGCAGUUCUAUAAUUCGGAAUGGAAGUGUAUAGGCACCAAGGGUACUAUCAGCAACCUCAUUAAAAACAUCACGCUUGUGCCACGGCCAUUUCUAUUGGGUAUUGCAGAAUUACAUGCUGCAAGCGUUGCACAGCGAAUGUCAUGGGCCGCGCAAAGACAAACCAAGAGACCUGAAGAUCGCGCAUAUUGUUUGCUAGGCAUUUUUGGUAUAGCAAUGCCGUUGAUAUACGGAGAGGGUGGCGAACAGGCCUUCUUUCGGCUGCAGGAGCAGAUUAUGAAGACGACUAGGGAUGAUUCUAUCCUCGCAUGG
Trichoderma virens Gv29-8 is the source of this 741-nucleotide messenger RNA. RefSeq lists its product as uncharacterized. The transcript has 2 exons. Lineage: Eukaryota; Fungi; Ascomycota; Sordariomycetes; Hypocreales; Hypocreaceae. The annotation marks the transcript as partial. The record is from RefSeq and is a predicted model, not a curated record.